This is a messenger RNA of Perkinsus marinus ATCC 50983, 381 nucleotides long. RefSeq lists its product as hypothetical. The transcript has a single exon. The annotation marks the transcript as partial. Lineage: Eukaryota; Perkinsozoa; Perkinsida; Perkinsidae. The record is from RefSeq and is a predicted model, not a curated record.
GGGCGAACUUUGGUUACUCGGCCGCUGUGUUUAGGUCUACGUACCAAGCAGUAGCGGAGUCUAGGAUGAGAUAUGCGUUAUGCACUCGAGUUGCUGCUAGCGUGAGAGUGCUAGCUAAAUUGCAGAUUACACAGAAUGCUGGUGCGAGACUCAUUAUUGGGUUGCCGAAACAAACUUCUGCUGACUUGGUUCUGCGCGAGUCUGGACUGGAGCCAAUCAACUAUCUCCUGGAUCUGGCCAUUAUAGGGUGGACUCUCCGGGCUCAGUCCUUGUUUUACACUCAUGUAGCACAGUUGACCUUGGAUGAUUGGACGGGUUUGCGAAAAUUGAAGGGAAGAGCCCCACUGCACAGAUUCGAUGAUGUGAUGGACGAACUAUCAG